Molecule: messenger RNA, 9264 nt
Organism: Mercenaria mercenaria
Lineage: Eukaryota; Metazoa; Mollusca; Bivalvia; Venerida; Veneridae
Product: serine-rich adhesin for platelets-like
Exons: 8
Coding region: 47-8989 (2980 amino acids)
Source: RefSeq, a predicted model, not a curated record
UAGUUAAAGAACACAUGCGUUUUACAGCGCGCUAAAACUUGCAAUUAUGGACUUAUUUUUUGGAUUUCGGAAAACUUUUCUCUCUGUCUGGCUUUUAUUAUUGACUGGAAAUGUUCAAGCUCAAGUAGGUCUUGGAGGUGAUUUCAUGGUAGACACGGCUUUAGGAGAACUUCCUAACCCACUGUUAACAAUGGCAGCCCAAGGUGGGGGACAACAACCUACAGGUACAGGCCAGACAAGCCAGGCUAGUACAGCUCAACCUACUUCAGCUGCAGAUCCAAACCAACAGUAUGUGUUGAGAAACGAAGAUUUCACAGCUCUCGGUAAUAUUGGCCACCAUGUCCGUGUUCCGGUCCCAAAUAUUCCCCCUGCUAAUAACAAGGCUCCUAGUUCCGGUUUGCCUUCUGUCGGGACAGAUGGAACGAUAACGGUCGACCCAAAAGAUAUCAUUGGCGUAGCAGAUAUGAGCCAAGUUGGAGCUGACGGUAAUCCUGCAUUCUACAGCUUCAAUCCUGGGUCUGGUCAUGCAUCCGAAAUAUCAGCUCUGCAAUCUGCCCUCCAAGGUACAGCUGUGGACAUGAGUGGCUUUUUACCACCGCCAUUUGAUUCUCCUCAAGACUCGAUUUCAAACCCGUUUCCUACUUCCAUCAAUAGCACAAGUACAACGUCUACAACAAGUACGAAUGAAAGCACAAGUUUCGAUAUUGUUAUAGACACUGCGUCACCAUCUCAAUCAAAUACACAAGGGAUAAAUACCGCGUCAGCACUUAAUAAUUUGAACCCAGUGGAUAUAAGUUUGGUGAAUACAAAUCAGGGUUCAACGUUAGCUGGUUCAAACGCACAACACACGGCAUUACCAACGAAUGAACAAUCACUGUACGACACAUUAAUUAAUACUAGAGAUAGUAUUACGAAGACACAGGACAAUUUGAUGUUAGAUAGCGGUGGUGCAAUGGGUAGUACAGAUAUAAACAUGCAAUCAGCCUUCAAAACAAAUGAACAAACAAUAUCUAGUACUGGUAGUAUAUCUGGUGAUAUGAACUUAAAUGAUCAGUCUAGAACGAAUACAAAUGAACAAGCAAUGCUUGGCACAGGAAGUGUAUCAGGUGGUUUAAAUUUAAAUGAGCAAUCUAGAACGAAUACAAAUGAACAAUCAAUGCUUGGCACAGGAAGUGUAUUAAGUGGUAUAAAUUUAAAUGAGCAAUCUAGAACGAAUAUAAAUGAACAAGCAAUGUUUAGCACAGGAGAUGUGUCAAGUGGUAUGAAUUUAAAUGAGCAGUCUAGAACGAAUAUUAAUGAACGAUCAAUGCCAGGUAGAGGUAUAGUGUCAAGUGAUAAGACUUUAAAUGAACAAUCUAGAAUUACUACAAAUGAACAAUCAUUGUUAGGCAGAGGUACAGUUUCAAGUGGUACGAAUUUAAAUGAUCAGUCAACAGCAAACGCAAAUGAACAAUCAAUGAUUGGUAUGGGUGGUGUGACAAAUGAUAUGAAAUUAAAUGAACAGUUGAAAACACAAACUAAUGAACAAACAAUACUUGGUACAGGUAGUGUGCCAGGUGAUAUCAACUCAAAGGAACGAUCAAGGAAAUAUAUAAAUGAACAGUCGGUUAUUGGUGCGGGUGGUGUAACUGGUGGCAGAUCUAUUCUAAAUUAUCAAACAAGGGAUAGCCAGACUAAUACAACUAAUUUGAAUACAAAUAAACAGGCGGUACUUAAUAAAGGCAGUGUGUCAAGUGGUAUGAGUUUUAAUGAAAAGUCUAUAACCAGGGUAAAUGAUCAGUCAGUAUUUGGUACAGGUAGUGUCUCAGGUGGUAUGAACCUAAAUGAACAAUCUAGAAGAAACAAAAAUGAGCAGUCGAUGUUUGGUACGGGUAGGAUGUCAAAUGGUAUGAAUUCAAAUGAACAAUCUAAAAUUAACACAAAUGAACAGUCGAUGUUUGGUAAAGGUAGUGUCUCAGGUGGUAUGAACUUAAAUGAACAAUCAAGGAUGUCAAGUGGUAUGAAUUUAAAUGAACGAUCUAAAAUUAACACAAAUGAAAAGUCGAUGUUUGGUACAGGUAGUGUCUCAGGAGGUAUGAAAUUAACUGAACAAUCUAGAAAAAACAAAAAUGAACAAUCGAUGUUUGGUACGGACAGGAAGUCAAGUGGUAUGAAUUUAAAUGAACAAUCUAGAAAUAACACAAAUGAACAGUCGAUCAUUGGUACAGGUAGUGUCUCGGGUGGUAUGAACUUAAAUGAACAGUCGAUGUUUGAUACUGGUAGGAUGUCAAGCGGUAUGAAUGUAAACGAACAAUCUAGAAUUGACACAAAUGAACAGUCGAUGUUCGGAACGGGUAGUGUCUCAGGUGGUAUGAGCUUACCUGAACAAUCUAGAAGAAAUACAAAUGAAAAUUCGAUUUUAGGUACAGGUACUAUUUCAAGUGGUAUGUACAUAAAUGAGCAAUCUCGGAGAAACAUAAAUAAAGAGUCGGUGAUUGGUACAGGUGGGGUAACUGGUAAAAAGUCUACUCUUAAUUACCUAACAAAUGACAGUCAGACUAAAACAAAUAAUAUGAAUACAAACGAACUUCUGAGUAAAACAGAUUUACCUAGACAACAUCUUUACAGUACUGAUAUCAACGCGGGAGUUGGUACUCUUGGUCAAACAGACACAUUUACCACUGGAAAAGGUAGUAAACAAUCAUUAAGCGGAACUCAAAGUAUAAUGGAUGUAAAUGAAUUAUCUGUGAUUAAUACAGGUGCAACUGAGAAAAACAAUAUAUCAAAUAAACUAGCAGGUGUAAAUAUUGGCAGGAAGGGAAAAAAUACAGCCGAAGCCACUAACGAACAGUCGAUGAUCAAUAAGGAAAUGCAACAGACAGGCAUAAUUACAAAUGACAAGUUAAUGUUGAGUCAGAUUGAAGUCAAUGAACCUUCAGUGGUUAAUGUUGAUGCAAACAUUGGAGUUAGAAAAGGCCAUUCAAAUACCGGAUUCACAACCGUAGGCGGAUUGUUUGGAGUAGUUGGUAGACAAAAUGAGGGUUCCAGCAGUCCUAGAUUCACUGGUUUGAGUAAUAAUAAUAAUAUCAUAACAAAAAUUGGAAUAGGCGGAGGUGAGCAAGUGUAUGCAACGGCUGAUAACAUUGCUACAGGUACUUCACAAGCAGGAACUCAGCUGGACUCAAUACAACAAUUAACUUCAGGAACAGCAAGUCUAUUAGGUGUUUCUGACACAAAAACUGAUAAUAUCCUAAAUAACAAUGAGCAACUGUCACUUUCUCUGACAAACUCUGUUACCUCAACAGCUGAUUCCAGUAACAAUGUAUCAUCACAGAGAGCAAACAGUGUAAUGGACAGGACAAGUCAAAAUGUACCACAUGUUAGUGAUCUCAACACAGAGGGCAUAUACCCUUUCGAGGGAAGUUUAACAGCAAUGGAUGCUACUCUUGCUGAGGGCUCAUCAGCCGUAUUGGACAUGAGUAGCGUUUUACAGGGCAAAGAACCUCUUCAUUUAGAACCGUCAAUGAAUAUCAUUGGCGAGGUUGUUUCCGGUGCCUCUAUUUCUGACACUUCUGGAAGUAAUACUGGUAUUUACGCAGUGGCAGGUGGCAGCAACGUAGCCGACAUUAAUCAGUCAGGAAUAAACCACCUUGAUACUAGUACUGGACGGUCUGUAAGUUCUACCCGUGAUGUCUCUUCUGGUGCAAGUAUGCUUACAUCAUCAAACAACAACAAAAAUCAUGUUGCGGAUAUUUCGUUCGUAAGCGGUGGAAGCGAAGCCAACGGUUUAGCAAUUGACAAAGUGAAUCAGUAUGUUGGAUCUGAAAACGUAAACAAUAAACAAACCUCUUUAGGUGGUGGCAAUGGAAUUGGAAAUCAAGUAGUGAACGUAAAUAAGAUAACGAACGAAAAUAGGGUUAUUACAUCUGUCGAAAACACAUCUCAGAUAAAAAAUAUUCAAAAUAGACUAACCGAAGGUGAUCAGAGAAUAACAGAUGCUUCUAAAUUAUCUAACGAUCAUACGAAAGGGCUUGCGGUAGCGGUGAAUAUUAACAAUGAUAUUAAUACAUUUAACAAACUUGGGGCAUCUAAUAAUAUAUUAAUUAACAAAGAUACUACUAUUACAGAUGGGGCCGGUGUUGCUAUGUCCGGUUUCAGUGGUGCUCCUAUCACUAACAUGGUAGGUGUAAGACCUGGAACAUCAAGAGGUGGGCUGACUGUGAAGGGUAUCAAUAUUCCAUCAUAUCAAAUCCAUUCAAGGACAGAGGAAUUUAGUUCAAACUCUUCGGAAAAGAUUUCAGGAAGUAUAUCAGGUAAUAGUGAUAUACCUGUGGGUAGCUUUGUUAUAGGAGCCGGUCAGCCAAACUCUAAAGUAAUAAACACAGGCAUUGUAGGCUCUUUAUCUCCAACAAAAGUAGGCGGUGUUGCUAUUGGGUCUGGAAUGUCCGAUCAAAGCCCAAAUAUUCCUGGUAUUUCGUUGCCUCAAAGUGCAUUUAAAAGUAAUGACAGACUUAAUCUAGAAAGAAAACAGACAAAUACAGAAAAGCCAAAAGCGGUAAAGGUAGACAUGUCUUCUUUUAUUCCACCUCCAUACGAAGAGCCAAAAAGCAGUAACACUUUGAAUGUGCGAGGUCAAAGUAAACUCCGAAAAGGUGUAAUAGCAGAUGUCGCAACGAAUGCAGCAUUACUAGAUAAGCGAACUACAAUUAAUAACCAACUAAUUUCUAAUCAAGGUUCAGCAGAUGUACCACAAUUUAAUGAACAUUUAAAUAAUAGGUUUGCCUCUAAUGGUGGUCCGUCUAGUAGGCAUGGUAUGGGGCUAACUGGUACAUCAUCGACAAACGUUCGUGAAUCAUCAAACAUUGUUACAUCAAGCGAACACUUUGGUAAGCCAGGUUCAGUAGAUGUACCACAAUUUAAUGAACAUUUAAAUAAUAGGAUUGCCUCUAACCGAGGUCUGUUUAGUAGGCACAGUAUGAGUUCAACUCUUCGAGAUGGUGCAACGGGAGAUGCCGCAGCUAAUUCAGCGUUACCGGACAGGCAAAAUACGAUUGAUCGCAUAAAUAACCAAAUAGUUUCUAGUCAAGGAUCUGCAUUUAACGAACAAUUGAAUAAUAGGAUUGACUCUAAUAGAGGUUUGUCUAGUAGGCACAGUAUGAGUUCAACUCUUCGAGAUGGUGCAACGGUAGAUGCCGCAACUAAUGCAGCGUUACUGAACAGGCAAAAUUCAAUUGAUCGCAUAAAUAACCAAAUAGUUUCUAGUCAAGAUUCUGCAUUUGCAAAACAAUUUAACGAACAUUUAAAUAAUGGGAUUGCUUCUAACAGAGGGUUGUCUAGUAGGCACAGUAUGAGUUCAACUCUUCGAGAUGGUGCAACGGUAGAUGCCACAACUAAUGCAGCGUUACUGAACAGGCUAAAUACGAUUGAUCGCAUAAAUAACCAAAUAGUUUCUAGUCAAGGAUCUGCAUUUAACGAACAAUUGAAUAAUAGGAUUGACUCUAAUAGAGGUUUGUCUAGUAGGCACAGUAUGAGUUCAACUCUUCGAGAUGGUGCAACGGUAGAUGCCGCAAAUAAUGCAGCGUUACUGAACAGGCAAAAUUCAAUUGAUCGCAUAAAUAACCAAAUAGUUUCUAGUCAAGGUUCUGCAGUUGCAAAACAAUUUAACGAACAUUUAAAUAAUAGGAUUGCCUCUAAUGGUGGUUCGUCUAGUAGACAUGGUAUGGGGCUAACUGAUACAUCAUCGACAAACUCCAGAACGUCUGUUCAUGAAUCAUCAAACAUUGUUGCAUCAAGCGAACACUUUGGUAAGCCAAUACGGUCUGACAUUACGUCGGGAAUGUCCCCUAGAUGGCAAAGGUCGAAAACAGUUUCUACAACUUCCGUAGGAGAACGAUCGGCAGUUCCGUCAAUUGUUAGGGAUCACGCAAUUUUUACCGAUAUGGCUAAAGAUCCAAAUCCAAGACACAGAAAUAACGAGGUCGCUGUUGCGUUAGAUAUUCACAGCAACACAAAUCAAGUUCUAGAACGUCUUUCAGCUGAACAGUUUACAUCACAACCGAUUGUUGGAUCGAUUUUUGGAACAGUUGAAAAUUCGUCGUCAAGUACUUUAACUAAAAAAUUUCUUGAAAAAUCUGGCAUAACACGCGAGCCGGCUGUAGAUUUCAUGACAACUUUUCUGCAGCAUUCAAAGCCUACUCGAACUCUAAAUCGUGGAAAUAAAAGUUUACAAAUAGUUCCCCUCGGUUCAGACAUGUCUAAUUUAAGUCCUAACACAGACAAAAUAAUUAUUUCAGGUCGUCAGAGUGAUGCACAGACAGUUGACCAAUUUGGAGUCGCUGAUAUUUACACUAGAAGACAACAGUUAAAUCCCAGUCAGUGGCAACAGUUAAUGUCGAAAGUAUCACAUGAGCCUACUCCUCGUCUGAAUGGAAUAAAUGUAGAUUAUCAGACACAGAAUGUAAUAGGUGCAGGUGAGACUAGACCAUUAACAAGUAAUAUCAAUAAAGGAGCAAGUAUGUCAAGAACAGGAACCUCAUCAGGAUUCUCCAGCAGUACGCAGACUAGAAAUAUUGAUAGAUCGAAUACAAACAGAAGAAUUCCUUUAGCUAGACAAAGCAAUUUAAGAUCUGCCAUCUUAUUUGAAGCUCCCGGAAUGACUGGCCACAAGUCGGUGACAAUUCGCAAUUAUUUCCCUCGCACUUCUAAGCGUCCAUCUUCUAAAACUACCAUGCAGUCCAGAUUAAUAUCUCCCAAUGAAGUAGGACAACAAAGCCUCCAAGAAUUUGUAGGUACACAGGCUACCGCAGAAAGAACCUCGUCCUUUGCAAAUACAUUUAGACAAAAUCAAGAGGCACGUGCUAUGGGUGUUCCGAUUUUUAAUAAAAAUAACGGUGUUUCCGUUAACUCUGUUUCUAUGACGUUAAAAGAUCAACGUAGUGCGGAUCCAAAGAUACAACCACAGGGUCGACUUGGUGAAGCAGGUCAAAAGAUACAAAAUGAAAUGAACACAUUCAAGCUAGGAAGAUCUAUCCUAAUUUCUGAUGGAGUGAUCCCUGAAUUUACAGGGCCGAAUUCAGUGCAUCGUCUUCCGAUCGAUGCUAGUGAUUUACGCAGCUUAUCAGCAAAUGGCAUUCGUUUAGGGCAACCAACGAUUAUGUCACAGGGUGGGUCUACGGGUUCUGAAAAGAUCAGCAGUCAACAGUCCAAACUUACAUCUAUUAGCUCACAAAUGGUCAAUAGCCAACAGUCAGGUGCUGGAUCUCUUAAUUCGCAAAUUAUAAACAAUCGUCAGCCCAGUAUGGGAUCUGUCGCCUCGCCAAUGACCAACAGCUUGCAGUCAAACCUCGGGUCCCUUGAUUCGGAGAUGACAAACAUUCUUCAGUCCAGAACUGGGUCCCUUGAUUCGCAGAUGAUUAAUAAUCGCCAGUCUACAAAAGGGUCUAUUGAUUCACAGACUGUAAAUAAUAUUCAGAACAGUAUAGGAUCUAUAGAUUCACAGAUGAUCACCAAUCGACAGUCCAACGCGGGAUCCCCUAAUUUACUAAUUGCCAGCAAUCGUCAGUCUAGACUUGGGUCCGUUGAUUCGCAAUUACUGAAUAGUCGCCAAUCUAGACUUGGGUCUCUUGAUUCGCAAAUGCUCAACAGUAGGCAGUCUACACAACUCAAGUCUCUGUCCGAAGCACAAAAAACCUCGCCCGGGGAAAUAAGGUUUCAAGAUAUUCAGGGAUCUUCCUUCGCAGUAGGAUUAGGUUCAGACAGCCAUGGCAAAACAUUAUCAAACCGACUUGGUAUAGCUAUAGGCGGGGGUCUCAAUUCCGACGUCUCUGGUGGGUUAGGAUUAUCACGAAGUCAGAAUAACAUUGGCAUUGCUGUUAAUGGCAAUUUGAACAGCGCAAUGAAUAUAAAAAGCGGUACCACUCAAACGUCUAGUUCAAGUUUUAGUAGUGACCAAGCGAUUCAGAACAUUGGCUUAACUGUUGCCGAUCAGGCUGGUGCAGGUGUGGCUGCCGCAAACAUUGAGCAGAGAAAUUUAGACACUGCAACAAUCCUUGGGCUUAACAACGCGCUGAAAAAACAGCCAAUGGAAGCUACCCUAUUUACUUCCGGUAGCAGAUUUGCUGUAUUUGGCCGUGCGAAUGACGUCGCCGGCAGAUCUCUUUCUGAUUCUAUGCAAGCCAAACCGAUUCCAGCGAGAAGAAUGGGUGUGUUAGGUCCUGUUCAUGAUUGCCGGUACAAACCCGACCCCUCGAGCGAAUACUAUUUCAUAUACAAGAAUGGAAUAACCCAACAUAGAUUUAGAUGCGCACUUGGUACAGCCUUCGAUGAAAUGACUUGCGAAUGUUCCAUCCGAGUAUCUGACCACGGUGAUUGUCUGGAAGUCCAUAUGGACUUUAACAAUGGAAUAGUGGAGGAUUCAUCUCUUAACCGGCUGCCAAUUGGAAAUGAUAAAGUUGAGAUUACAAACAGUUCUAGUCCUAUUGCUGGAAUUGCUUUAUUUGGCGGAGACGGUAAACUAACAAUCUGGAGAUAUCAAAAUUAUGACUUCAGGGAUCAUAUAAUGUUGAAAGUACAGUUUCGACCUGGAGUGGGAGGAGACAGGUAUCAGCCUCUUAUCAGCAACUGUGACGGUGGCGGUACUGGUCCGUCAGUCGCCAUUAUUUACGACAGUACCCUGCAAGAGGUCAUCCUCUUGCUUCAAACUGUCAAUGAUACUAUGAAAGAACUAAAAUUCAAUGUUAAUCCAAACGAAUGGAACGAUGUAACAUACAUCUACGAUGGUCAAGAGUUUAUCGGCAUUGUAAAUGGUGUAAGGAGAUACGUUUCCCGAGAAAAUCCACAUCUUCUAGGCAUCAUUGGCGGAGAAAUCAAAUCAACGCCAGCUCAAGGUUUGAUAGAAAUCCGAGAUGCGGCCGUAGUGUUGGGGCACUGUCCGAUGUACGGAAACUAUAGAGGAGCCAUGGUCGAUAUUCAGGUUUACACUUGCAUUCCUAAAGACUUCAGACUGGAAUAAAAUAAGCCGGCUAACCUUACCUGUAUUGACAGAUAAUGCACUGGAAUAAAACCUGGAUAAGUUGUACUAAUUAUAGCUGGUCAUGGCAUUUUUUGGAAAAAGGACACGCAAAACCAUAUAAAAGAUGGAUAACCAAUCUAUGAAUUGGAUAGCAAUAUUCGUGUCAAAGAAUAUCAUAUUUCUAAAUAGAUACACCAUAGAUGAAAUACUAGAUCCUGGUUAAGUCACCGUGUUGUUAAUACAAAUCCUGAAUAAACUGCGAUCCUGAGUAGAGA